AUGAAGAUCAAUGCUCAGAUAUCUUGCAUCCCUACGAGUUGCUCCUUCAACAAACAACAACAACAACAACAACAACCAAACGCGACAGUAGUAGUACUGAUUGCGUAUCCAUUUCGUAUAAAAGAUCUCCAACCUGAGUCCUGUGGCUCUGGUGCACCAGGGUUUGACGUCUACUGCGACAACAUCACAACUAAACUACUCCUUGAACUUCCUGGUGGUCGAAACCACUUCAGUAUCGAAUACAUUGACUAUAAUACCAAACAAAUUCACCUCUCUGAUCCUAAUCACUGUCUUCCCAAAUUAUUGAUGUCUUCAAAUAAUAGUCUUUCUCCUUUUCGAGCAGCAUAUAGAAAUGAGGAUUUUUGGGUGUUUAGCUCUCCUGGGAAUUCAAGCAGCAGAAUUUACUACAGAAGAUUGGAUCAGAUACAUUGUCUUAGUGGAUCAAAUCAUACAGUCAUAAGUGUUCUUGGCGGAGAUAUUGAUCUUCUUUUUCUUCCCUUGCGUUUGAAUUGCAGGCUGUUGGAGAUUGUCUUUAUACCGAUGGAUUAUUCUAGUCGCUACCAACAACCACGGGUACGGCUGAGUAAUCAAACACAGAUUUACCUUACUUGGGGAAGCCCGGCGGCAGCUCCCCCUGAAAAAUCUGGUGAUCCAUCAGCAUCUAAAAUGUCGAAAACCUGGGCAGCACUAAUUACUGCUGGAUCAGCGAUCUCUGGAUUGAUAAUUAUGAUCGCAUUGCCUUGUUGCUUAUGCCUUUGCGUAUCAGGACUUGAUCAGACAACAAUCAAUUCUUAUCCAACACUGGUUGUAGUAGAAGAUAACAGACGCGAAGCAGAUGGUGAAAUAUGUCCUAUUUGCUUGAAUGAUUACUCCCCUAAUCACAUUCUCAAGAUACUACCAAAUUGUCAUCAUCGUUUUCAUGUUGGUUGUAUUGAUGAAUGGCUUCGUGCUAAAGGUAACUGCCCUGUUUGCAGAACUUCUCCCCUUCCACCUGAUGGUGCUUCAGCUUAA
Messenger RNA from Spinacia oleracea (spinach), 1011 nucleotides. Its product is annotated as putative RING-H2 finger protein ATL21A. The coding region runs from base 1 to 1011 and encodes 336 amino acids. Lineage: Eukaryota; Viridiplantae; Streptophyta; Magnoliopsida; Caryophyllales; Amaranthaceae. The record is from RefSeq and is a predicted model, not a curated record. Gene Ontology annotation, molecular function: polysaccharide binding. The transcript is spliced from 3 exons.